Messenger RNA from Manduca sexta (tobacco hornworm), 1285 nucleotides. RefSeq names its product chorion class CB protein PC404. The coding region runs from base 613 to 1224 and encodes 203 amino acids. The transcript is spliced from 2 exons. Gene Ontology annotation, biological process: chorion-containing eggshell formation; multicellular organism development. Gene Ontology annotation, cellular component: egg chorion. Gene Ontology annotation, molecular function: structural constituent of egg chorion. The record is from RefSeq and is a predicted model, not a curated record. NCBI's taxonomy places the organism in Eukaryota, Metazoa, Arthropoda, Insecta, Lepidoptera, Sphingidae.
CUAUGAAAAAAAUUAUCUCUAUCCAUUAACUAAUCUAGAAACUAAGCUACAUAAUAUCUUAAUAGUAUAUUAGAAAAAAUAUCCGGAAAAGAAAAUAACAGAAAAGAAGUAAAGUAUUUCUGGGUAAUUUACUACUUUUCUGUCCUUUGAAGUAACUUAUGGAAAUCCCAUAAGUGAAAACUUAGUACUCUCCAGUGUUACCAAAUCGACUUGUUAACUUAUAAAAUCUAUAAAAGAAAGGUAAUCAAGGUCAUACUCUUGGCAUUAUUCUUCGAGGGAGUGACUGAGCCACAUUUACCACAAUAUCAAGUCCGAGUGUAUCUAACCUUUGGUAUAGGGGAGAAGUUCUCGACAUAUGCUAAUGUGUCUAUAUCUUUUUAAUAUCGUUAUCAUUGUUCACUUGUUCUUAGGUACUACACAUUUCCUGAAAACGCACGUUCGUGUUCGAGUUCAUUACUUAUCGACCAUUAUCUCUAAUGUAACGCAAACCUAAAUUAUCAACAUGACAACAUAACAUAACAUCACAAAAUGAUGUAAUAAAUUAGUAUAAAAAGUGUUGUGGUUUAAAAUAAUGUCAUACAACGUAUAUUGAUACCAUAAAAUCAUCUAAAAAUGACAGCAGGAGCCUUCGUCUUCCUCUGCUUUGCCGGAACUGCUCUGAGCCAAUGUAUUGGCCGUGAAACUCUUCUGGGACCUGGUCUUGCUGGUCCGUUUGGACCUGCCUGGGGAUACGAUGGCCUGGCACCCUAUGAAGGACUUGGUUAUGGGCCAAUGAGGGCAGGUCUAGGUCCCAUGGGACCCGGUCUAGGUCCCAUGGGCCCCGGUCUAGGUCCCCUAGGAAUCGCUCCUGCCAAUGGACUUGCUGCUGGAUACGGUGGAGGUCUCGCCGUCACCAGUGCAUCACCCAUCGCACCCACCGGCCUCUCAGUGACAUCUGAGAACGCGAUCGAGGGUACGCUUGCUGUCGUCGGCCAGUUGCCUUUCCUCGGCGCGGUAGCUACAGAUGGCGCUUUCCCCACCGUGGGUGCUGGUGCUGUAUCCUACGGCUGCGGAGACGGCGCUAUCGGCAUCGUAGCUGAGGCUCCCAUCGCCCCCGCUGUUGCCCCAGCUCCAAUGGGGCCAGCUCUCGGAUACGGCCCUGGAAUGGCUCCAUUUGGAUACGGUCCAGCAAUGGCUAGCUACAGAGGUCCUUUGGGCAACUGCGGUCUAGGACCUGUGUACUAACUUAAUUGUUGCUAUGUUUUAAAUCGUUAGUUUAAUAAUUAUAUUAUCACACCAAAGUAUA